This is a messenger RNA of Physella acuta, 1044 nucleotides long. RefSeq lists its product as uncharacterized. The record is from RefSeq and is a predicted model, not a curated record. Lineage: Eukaryota; Metazoa; Mollusca; Gastropoda; Physidae. Gene Ontology annotation, molecular function: G protein-coupled peptide receptor activity. Gene Ontology annotation, biological process: neuropeptide signaling pathway. Gene Ontology annotation, cellular component: plasma membrane.
AUGAAUUUGAGUUCAGGCUAUCGAGAAGUUCUGGAACCUUUGGAGCCAGUUUCCGAUGAAAUAGUGUUUGAAUUUGACUACACGAUUCUGUUGUUGUUCAUGUUUCUUCUAUCUUCACUCGGCGUGGUCGGUAACUUGGUCAACUGUGUGACCUUCGCACGUCAGGGGCUGCAGGAUCGAAUCCACCUGACGCUCUUCUCCUUGUCCACAACUGAUCUACUCUCCAGCUUGGCUUGCUUUGGUUUCACGACAGUUGUGCUGUGUAACGUCCUGGGACUAGAGACCGAGGUCACCUACAACCUGCUCAUGUUGACCCUGCUCAUUGUACGCUGCAUGUUCGCCGACUUGUGUUCUAUCAUCACAGUCUUCAUCUCCAUCGAGCGAUGUCUCUGUGUUACAAUGCCUUUUAUUUUCAACACGACCUCAUCGGCCAGAAAAACACACAUCCUUCUCCUGAGCUUUGCUGCAUUUAUUCUAUUGAACUACAUCCCUCUGUUGGCAACAGAACGAGCUGUUCCAGUGUUUGACCCAGGCACCAACUCUACUGUCCUAGAUCUAGAAGUUUCUGAAGAAUUUGAAAUUCUCAACAAGUACAACGACUACGUCUUUGGAUUCGGCCUGUCAUUUUCGUGUCAAAUCUGUGUUUUUGUCUGCGCUGUUCUCAUGUACGAUGGUCUUCGAAAGUCUUCUCAAAUCCGAGACAGUUCCAGAGAGUUCGGUGACCUUUCUGCGGGGGCCACCAAACCUCAAGGUCAGCUGAUGUCCAGGAAAGAGAGACGUGUGGUCAAGAUGGUCCUGAUGCUGGCAUGUCUGUAUGUGCCAACUGGCAUCCCCCAGAUGAUCUUCGUCCUGGUCAGGUUCGUCUUACCUGAGCUGUACUCGGGCAGGUACAGGAGUAUCUUAGAGUCCAUGUCCAGCACGUUGAUUGCCGUCUCUAACGUUAACGGCGCUCUCAGUUUUUUCAUCUACUUCAAGUUCAGCUCAAACUUUAGGAAGACUUUACUGGAGAAAAACGCCUUAAUAAAUAAAAGAAAAUCACGAUGA